This is a messenger RNA of Nasonia vitripennis (jewel wasp), 2144 nucleotides long. RefSeq names its product T-cell leukemia homeobox protein 3 (gene C15). The transcript has 3 exons. NCBI's taxonomy places the organism in Eukaryota, Metazoa, Arthropoda, Insecta, Hymenoptera, Pteromalidae. The record is from RefSeq and is a predicted model, not a curated record. Gene Ontology annotation, biological process: animal organ development; regulation of transcription by RNA polymerase II. Gene Ontology annotation, cellular component: nucleus. The coding region runs from base 322 to 1596 and encodes 424 amino acids. Gene Ontology annotation, molecular function: DNA-binding transcription factor activity, RNA polymerase II-specific; RNA polymerase II cis-regulatory region sequence-specific DNA binding.
CGCCGGAGCCGAGCCGAGGCGGCCGACACACUCGACUAUAGCCAGCCAAGCGACUCGCUGCACCGCAGCGGAUUCUCGUGCGCCCGACCGCCGCCGUUUGUUGUUGCUCGUGCGCGAUGCUCGGCUAGCCAGAGAGGACAGUGUGCACGGACGCAUCGUCGACCGAUAACUGUGCUGCGCGAAAGUGAUACCCCGCCGCUGCACCAGGAGCGUCUUGCUACGGACAGCGAGGCCCACCGCGGGGAGAAUAUGAAGUGCUGCGAGAACAGGGAGUCCGCAGCGUUGUAAGAGCCGCCGCCGCCGUCGCCGAGUGUAGCCAGGAUGUCGGAGCACGAGGCCGAGGCCAGCAGCGAGCUCUCGGCCGCGGAGGAGAUCAACGUCGACGACUCGGACUCCCGGAGCUGCGGCUCGCCCGGCACGCCCUCGCGGCACUACGAGGACUGCUCGAACUCGCCUCGGCACUCGCCGCGGAGCUCGCCGCCGCCGCCGCCGCCGCCGCCGUCGGCCAGGACGAAGGUGCGCCAGCAGCACGCCGAGUCCGCGGCGCAGCCCCGCAGCCACCCGUUCAGCAUCAGCCGGCUGCUGGCCGCCGACAAGAGCCCAGGCUCCGGCUGCCCAGAGGAGCCCGAGCGGCCCGCCUGGCCCGGCUGCUGGGAGCCGCCGGCCAACGGCUCCAAGGACGAGGACAAGUCCUCGGACAAGGACGAGGACGAGGACACGGGCAGCAGCCCCGACUCCGCGGCCCAGCACUCGCUCGGCGUGCCGACCUCCGCGGCCGCGGCCGUCGCCGCGCUCCACCAGGCGGAGCUGCUCGCGCCGUUCCGGCUCUUCCCCGGGGCCUCGGGCCUCAUCUACCCGAACGGCGUGAUCCGGGUGCCGGCGCACAGGCCGCCCGGGGGUGCCGGGGGCGGGGGGGCCCUGCUGCCCGCCUGGGCCCUGCACAUGAACCACAGCCAGCAGCAGCAGCAGCAGCAGCAAGCCGCUGCCGCCGCGGGGAUGCACACCGCCAGGUUCCUCGCCAACCUCGCCGCGCACCCGCUCCAAGCCCACCCGCACCUCAAGGACAGACUGGCCGUGCCAGGAAGUUUUCCACGACGGAUCGGCCACCCAUACCAGAACCGAACGCCACCAAAGCGAAAGAAGCCGCGCACGAGCUUCACGCGGUUGCAGAUAGCCGAGCUAGAGAAGCGCUUCCACAAGCAGAAAUACCUCGCCUCGGCCGAGCGCGCCGCCCUCGCCAAAUCGCUCAAGAUGACCGACGCACAGGUCAAGACGUGGUUUCAGAAUCGACGCACGAAAUGGAGGCGUCAAACCGCAGAGGAGAGAGAAGCCGAGCGACAGGCGGCGAACCGUCUAAUGCUGUCGCUGCACACAGAGGCUCUGAAAGAAGCUGUGUACCAGACGCCGACGAUCAAUCCGCAUCCUCCCACAACAGUCCCAGCACCCCCUGGUUCUUCCAUGGAGAGUGCUAUGGACCAGAGUCUUGAGAACAACGCUUUGAGACCACCAGGUGGAAGCCCGUUGCGCCCUCCGAGAAUCUGGGCCUCUUACGGAGCAGCAACUCAGCACCAACCUCUCGCGGAUCCAAUUUGCUAGGCCCAGCUAUGACAUCCUAUCCAACGUCUUCUUCGCUGAUCGAUUUCAUUCAGAUGCAGGCAGAGCUAGUCGGGUCUAUCCAGAUUCAAACGAGCGAGUGUAAAUAGAUUGACAUGUCUCUACAGGACUCAAAACAGAUAAAUUAUUAUACAAGUACUCGGAGCGCCUGCACCUGAGAGGAUUCUGAAACACAUAUCUUGUAAAUAUAAAGAAGCGAUUUUGUGUAAAAUUAACAAUGGCUAAAAUUGUGUGAUUGUAUGUCAUGUUUAAACUUGGCAAGACUUGUAAAUAUUAAUUCAUGAAAUGCUAGUUCGUAUACAUAGCAUUACCAAAAGUACUACCAUAAUAUCGGUAUUAUCGAGAAAAAAAAACAAAGCUUGAACUCUACCUUAAGAAUAAUUGUACUUAAAUCUAGCAAGCUAUGUGAUGUUAUAUACUUAUCUUAAUGUUGUACAUAUAGAAUUUAUCUAAAUGCAUAUAUAAAUACAAAGUAUAAUGUCAUUUAAAUUUUUAUUUUCACAAAUUAAACAUUCUUUUGUGAUUACUCA